This is a messenger RNA of Drosophila grimshawi, 2250 nucleotides long. It is a transcript of the gene Gpdh1, whose product is annotated as glycerol-3-phosphate dehydrogenase [NAD(+)], cytoplasmic. Gene Ontology annotation, cellular component: cytosol; glycerol-3-phosphate dehydrogenase (FAD) complex. Gene Ontology annotation, molecular function: glycerol-3-phosphate dehydrogenase [NAD(P)+] activity; NAD binding; protein homodimerization activity. The record is from RefSeq and is a predicted model, not a curated record. Gene Ontology annotation, biological process: carbohydrate metabolic process; glycerol-3-phosphate catabolic process. Bases 213 to 1295 code for a protein of 360 amino acids. Lineage: Eukaryota; Metazoa; Arthropoda; Insecta; Diptera; Drosophilidae. The transcript has 7 exons.
CGCGAAUAUGCUUUUACUGAAUAGUAUUUAUUAAAUGUGCUAUAGUUUCGACGUGUCAGUUCGUUGUAAAUAAUUCGCAUCGCUAGUCGCACAGUGAAAAGUGUCUAACACGCGUUCAAUUCAAACAGUGGAUAAGAAACACUUUCCCAUAGCAAGGAAAGACAACAAUAAUUGCAAAAAAAAAUUAAAAAACAAUAAUUAGUAACAGCAUCAUGGCGGAUAAAAUAAAUGUUUGCAUCGUUGGCUCUGGCAACUGGGGUUCGGCCAUUGCAAAAAUUGUGGGCGCCAAUGCAUCGGCGCUGCCCGAGUUUGAGGAGCGUGUCACAAUGUUCGUCUACGAGGAAAUGAUUGAUGGCAAGAAGUUAACGGAAAUUAUCAAUGAGACUCACGAGAAUGUAAAAUACCUUAAGGGACACAAGCUGCCAACAAAUGUGAUUGCAGUGCCCGAUCUGGUUGAGGCUGCCAAGAAUGCCGAUAUACUCAUUUUUGUGGUGCCGCAUCAGUUCAUACCAAAUUUCUGUAAGCAAUUGUUGGGCAAGAUCAAGCCCAACGCCAUUGCCAUAUCACUGAUCAAGGGCUUCGAUAAGGCGGAGGGUGGCGGCAUUGAUCUAAUUUCGCACAUUAUCACCCGCCAUCUGAAGAUACCAUGCGCUGUGCUGAUGGGGGCUAAUCUGGCCAAUGAGGUGGCCGAGGGCAACUUUUGCGAGACAACAAUCGGCUGCGCGGACAAAAAAUAUGGCAAGGUGCUGCGCGAUCUCUUCCAGGCUAAUCAUUUCCGUGUAGUCGUUGUGGAGGAUGCCGAUGCCGUUGAGGUUUGCGGUGCCCUGAAGAACAUCGUCGCCUGUGGUGCGGGCUUUGUCGAUGGUCUCAAACUGGGCGACAAUACCAAGGCAGCGGUCAUUCGUCUCGGCCUUAUGGAAAUGAUUCGAUUCGUCGAUGUCUUCUAUCCGGGCAGCAAAUUGUCCACGUUCUUUGAGAGCUGCGGCGUUGCCGAUCUUAUCACAACGUGCUAUGGCGGUCGCAAUCGUCGUGUAUCUGAGGCUUUUGUCACAUCUGGCAAAACUAUUGAGGAACUGGAGAAGGAAAUGCUCAAUGGUCAAAAAUUGCAGGGCCCACCCACGGCAGAGGAGGUCAACUACAUGUUGAAAAACAAAGGCUUGGAGGACAAAUUCCCCCUAUUUACUGCCAUACACAAAAUUUGCACAAAUCAGCUUAAGCCUAAUGAUUUAAUCGAUUGCAUACGCAAUCAUCCUGAGCAUAUGGAUACGACCAUCAUGCCGUCGCCAAAACUCUAACUGUGUUACACCAAAUAUGUAAAAACAAUCAAACAAAGAAAAACAAAAGAUAAAAUCAAUUGUAUAUAUCCAAUCAAUUCAUACGCGAUUACUUACUAUCACGCACACACGCAUUUACAACCGAUCUGAGCACAGAUUGUACAGUCAGAAAAUCGUUUCCUUCGCCAAGUUCAACAUGCAUUUCGAUUUCGCCAAAUCACAAUGGUUUUCUAAUGUGUUAACCGUUAAAUAUUUUCAAUUUAUGUGUACAUAAGAGAUAAUGUCAGUGUCAUAUUGUUAAAAAAUGAAUUUUGUUAAACAUUAAUAAAGUAUUUAAUUAUUUUUUGUACAUAUCAAAAACAAAAAGCAUAUUUAGGAAAAAUAUUUUCUUAUGAAAACAUAUUUACGAAUUGGCAGCAACUAAUCGGCAGAGAUCAGUAGGUAUCAAAAUUUGACGUUAUUUUAUAAUUGAAUAUUACUUUGUUAAUUUACAUUUGUUUUUGAAUGCAAUUUGGAAUGUUACGCUUACCCACACCGAGCACUUUAUAUAAAUAAUGAGUUUUGUUUUCUAUUCCGCAGGCAAACUUUGUAAAAUAGUAAUACAAAUUUUUAAACGAUGUUAUGCACCAAACAAGAGUCAAUAGUAGUUUUUCAGCACCACUCAUUCAGUCUUCAGAGGUCACUCAGUCAACUAUUACUACUACUACCCAGCCAACGACAAGAAUAUUUAUAGGUUGUUAAUUUAAUUGUAAAAUCCAACGCAUAUCCAGCGAUCCACAGAACCGAAGAAAAAAAUUUUGAAGUCUGCCUUUUUUAUUUUAACUUAGUUUUUACAAGUUUAAUUAGCAAGAAAUGUGCGCAUGUACCUAAACAAACAAUUGUAAAUAACAACAAUUAAUUUUACAAUUACAAUACUUACAACAGAGGCGUAAUAAACGGAACAACAAUGGUUAAUUUUAAAUUGCAAUCUUAGAAA